GUUCAGGCUCGGCUGCGGCUCGGCUGCGGGCUGGACCGACUCCGCUGGACCGCACUGCCAGCUGAACGUCCUGUGUCUGUGUGCCGGGAGAAGGAGAAGGAGGAGGAGGAGGUGGGAGCCUUUUUGUCGUUUAUUUUUCCAAGUUUUCCCGGAAUACUUGCUUCAGCUUACACCGGAGAGGCUGGACCAUCAUACGAAGUCUUCGGCAGGAGAGCAUUUUAAAGAUUGCAUCGUAAAUGUAUCAGAAACUUGGAGCCCAGUAUGAAAAAGGCGAGCAGGGCCACGGGUGCCACCACCAGAACAACGGCUGGCACUAAAGCCCAGGGCAAGCCCGAGGCCACCAGCACUAUGGGCACUGGAGGCAAGGCCACAGCCAAGUCCACAAACUCAGCCCUUCUGUCUAAGACAAAGAGCAAUGAUGAUCUCCCAGCAGUGAGUGCAGGCAGUGGAGGGUCUGCAGCAGGUGGUAGCGCUGCAGCCAAGAGCAAGAGGAGCACCACUUCCACACAGAGCAACACAGAGGCUAAAGCCAAGACUAAUUCAGGUUUAACAGGAAGGCGUGGGGCAUCCUCUGCAACUAAGGAGCCUGGAGUGACCCGAGAAGGUUUGAGAGAGCGUUCCAGGACCGGUACUACUAAGAAGCUCUCUGGACCCUCUGACUCAAUGCCUCCAAAGCGGUCUCGCUGCCGCACUUCUACUGAGGCAGAAACUCAAGCUAGCAAGUCCCGCUACGACAGGCAGAUCAGCAACAAAGCCGUGCUGGAGUCCAGAGUAAAGGACCUGCUGGGUCUGGCCAAGAGCAAAGACCUGGAAAUCAUGCAUUUGCGUUCAGAGCUGCGUGGGAUGAGAGCUCAGCUGGGCCUGGAAGAGCAGGAAGAGCAAGAUGCCCCCGAGGCAGAGAGCCAGGCUGAGCAGCAGCCCCAGGGAAAGGAAACUGCCUGUGGGAUCAGCGCAGCUGAUGUGGAGUCCACCCUCCUGCUUCUGCAGGAUCAGAACCAGGGAAUUCGGGGGGAGUUGAACCUGCUAAAAAGCGAGAACCGCAUGCUUAAAGACCGCCUCAACGCAUUGGGCUUCUCACUGGAACAGAGGCUGGACAGCCCAGAUAAAGGCCCACGUGGUGGAUCUCUCAGUCCGGAGCCGGCCGCUGGUGGAGGGGGCAGUAGAGGUGGUGGAGGAACUCGGGCUUCUUCAGCAGAAGGCUCUGCUGGGGGUUCCACAGAAGACCUACUGUCUGAGGCGAGGCGUGUUGGCUCACCUGAUGCUGUGGAUAGCGAGUGCAGUGAGGCCUACAGUGAGGCCUACCAGCCAGUCACCUCCAGCGACGAUGCCCUGGAUGCGCCUUCAGGCUGUGGCUCCUCAUCUGAGUCCGAGGCUGGCGGCUCCUCUCCAGGUCGAGAGCGGAGGGGCAGCAGUGGGAAUGCCAGUGAGGUGUCUGUGGCCUGCUUAACAGAGCGCAUCCACCAGAUGGAAGAGAACCAGCACAGCACGGCAGAGGAGCUGCAGGCCACGCUGCAGGAGCUGGCCGACUUGCAGCAGAUUGCGCAGGAGCUGAGCGCUGAGAAUGAGCGACUGGGUGAGGAGCGUGCUGUGCUGCUGGACUCACUGAGGCAGCAGGCUGAACGCCUGGAGCUCUAUGGUCGCCAACUGGACUACUUCCGUGGCCUGCUGGACGAGCACCGCGUGGCCUACGCCAAGGAUGAGGAAAAUGAGGACACCAAGAGCGGACGGUAUGUGGAGCUGGAAAGGCGCUACGCUGAGCUGAACGAAAAUGCCCGCUUUGAGAGGGAACAACUGCUGGGAGUACAGCAGCAGCUGAGCGGCGCGCUGAAGAUGGCCGAACAGGAGAACGCUGAGGCGCAGGGCCUGGCAGCCGCCCUGAAGGACCGCGUGCGCCUGGCCGAAAGGACAGCUGAGCUGGAGCGACGAGAGCGUGAGGCAGCUGCUGUGCAGCUGCAGGCCCUCAGACUGCGUGCUGAGGAGGAGCAGGUCGAGCUGGACCGCUGCAGACUUCAGCUGGAUCAGGAGAGGGAGAGGGUUGCCCAGCUCCUCUCCAUCCACAAUGCCGGAGAUAAGACUGACAUCCGCCAUCUGCUGGACAGCGAGAGAUUGGACAAGGAGCGUGCUGAGGCUAAAGCAACAGAGCUGCAGGAGGAGCUGAGGCACACACGUGAAGAGGCUGCCCAGCUGCAGGAUGCAAUUAGUAAGCUGGAGGGAGAUUUCCAGGAGUUCCGGGAUGAGGUGCAGAAACAGUUGGCUGAGCAGAAGCGGGUUUUGGCACAGCAGUGCUCUGAACUGGAGGAGAAAGAUACCGAGAUCGCAGACAUGAAGGAGACUAUCUUUGAGCUGGAGGAUGAGGUGGAGCAGCAUCGAGCUGUCAAACUUCAUGACAACCUCAUCAUCUCAGACCUGGAGAAUUCUAUUAAAAAACUUCAUGACCAGAAAUAUGACAUGGAAAAAGAGAUCAAGACCCUUCACCGUAAACUGCGGGAAGAAUCUGCUGAGUGGAGACAGUUCCAGGCUGAUCUGCAGACGGCUGUGGUCAUUGCCAAUGACAUUAAGUCUGAGGCUCAGGAGGAGAUUGGGGACCUGCGGCGCCGCUUGCAAGAGGCCCAGGACAAGAAUGAAAAAAUGAGCAAAGAGCUGGAUGAGCUCAAAAGCAGAAAGCAGGAUGAAGAGCGUGGCCGUGUGUAUAACUACAUGAAUGCAGUGGAGAGGGAUCUGGCUGCUCUGAGGCAGGGAAUGGGCUUGAGUCGCCGCUCCUCCACCUCCUCAGAGCCCUCUCCCACCGUCAAAACCCUAAUCAAGAGCUUUGACAGUGCCUCGCAAGUUCCUAUUCCAAGCAGUCCAGCAGCUGCUGUUCCAGCUGUGGUCGCUGCAGCCAUUCCCAGAACCCCGCUUAGCCCCAGCCCAUUGAAAACUCCACCCGCUGCUGCGGUGUCUCCAAUGCAGAGGCAUACAGUCACCACACCCAAGCCCCUCUCCUCUCUGGUGGAUAAGAGACCCAGCUACACAGAGCUGAGCAUGCCAGCAGAUCAUCUGCUUCGAACUUCUCCAGGAACUCGCCCUGGCUCUGUUCUCCAGAGAGUGCCUAAUAUAGACCCCACCAAGUCCAUAUCAGUUUCUCGCAGGAGCAGUGAGGAGCUGAAGAGGGAUCUGUCGGUUACGGAUUCAUCAGCACCCUCGUCACUCAUGACUUUAGGCUCCUCCUCCCCUCAGCUCUCUCUGUCUUCCAACUCUUCCUCCCCUACAGCCUCAGUCACACCCACUACACGUGGACGGCUACGAGAGGAGAGGAAGGACCCAUUGUCUGCUCUAGCCAGAGAAUAUGGAGGAUCUAAGAGGAACGCUCUUCUCAGGUGGUGUCAGAAGAAGACAGAAGGUUAUCAGAACAUAGACAUUACCAAUUUCAGCAGCAGCUGGAACGAUGGUUUGGCCUUCUGUGCUGUUCUCCACACUUAUCUACCUGCUCAUAUCCCAUAUCAAGAGCUCAACAGCCAGGACAAGAGGCGUAAUUUUACAUUGGCAUUCCAGGCAGCAGAGAGUGUGGGAAUUAAGUCUACACUGGACAUUGGUGAGAUGGUACACACAGAAAGACCAGACUGGCAGAGUGUGAUGACCUAUGUUACAUCCAUCUACAAAUACUUUGAGACUUGAGUCUCUCUUCUUCUUCCUCUGUUGGUGGCUACAGGUCAGCAGAGACAUUCUGCUGCGUACCUUCAGCUCAAGGCCCUAUGAAACAGACAUUUCAGAUGCAUUGGUUUUGCAUUUUGUUCUGACUGCAAAUCCCUCAUCUGCCA
Pygocentrus nattereri (red-bellied piranha) is the source of this 3797-nucleotide messenger RNA. It is a transcript of the gene specc1lb, whose product is annotated as sperm antigen with calponin homology and coiled-coil domains 1-like b. The transcript is spliced from 17 exons. Gene Ontology annotation, biological process: actin cytoskeleton organization. The coding region runs from base 262 to 3654 and encodes 1130 amino acids. Gene Ontology annotation, molecular function: protein binding. The record is from RefSeq and is a predicted model, not a curated record. Gene Ontology annotation, cellular component: filamentous actin; microtubule organizing center. Lineage: Eukaryota; Metazoa; Chordata; Actinopteri; Characiformes; Serrasalmidae.